AUGUCUCGCUUUAUAACAAGCAUCAUCCUGCGAAAAAAACGACCGUUCUAUAUCAUCGGCCACAUGGUGAACAGCAUCGAGCAGGUGACUCGCUACUUGGAUCUUGGUGCAAAUGCCAUCGAAGCAGACAUCCAGUUCCACCCAAACGGAUCUGUCAAAGAAGUCUACCACGGAUUCCCCUGUGACUGCUUCAGAACUUGCACCAGAAGUGCGAAUCUGGCAGAAUAUUUAAAAUACGUACGUCGCAUCACAGAUCCAUCCGUUACGGGGAGCUAUGCGAACAGGAUGUCUUGCAGUUCCUGGACCUCAAGAUGAGCAGUUUCUGGUAAUCCGCGGAUAUCUGGAAAAGAUAUCGCCAGACAUGUUUUAGACCAUCUUUGGAGCAAAGAUGGAAGUCGUAAACAAGAGGUCAGAGUUCUAUUCUACAUCGACUCUGUAGAAUACCGAGAUUCUAUUACUGGCUUUAUUGAAGAAUUCAGGAACCGCGGUGAAGAGGCCAGACUGAAAGAUGUAGGAUUCGAUGGCGGAACAGGAGAUAUAGGUGAGAUUCGUCGAAUGUUUGCUAACCUGAAAGUCAAGGGCAAUAUUUGGCAAGGGGACGGCAAGUCCAAUUGCCUUAGUCCCGUGUAUCCAGAUGGCCGACUGCGACGUGCUGUUUCCAUCCGGGACUCCAGGACCAGUUUCAUCAGCAAAGUGUAUCACUGGACAAUUGAUCUCAAGUUGCGGAUGAGAUUAUCCUUGAAUUUGAACAUUGAUGGUAUGAUCACCAAUGACCCGGAUGACCUGUUUGAAGUCUUACAGGAAUCCUACUACCGGGAUGAAUAUAGGUUAGCCACUAUUGAUGAUGAUCCAUUUGAACGUUUCGAGGACAAUUGAAUGACCAAUAUCAUUGGUGGCACAUUACGAGUUUUAUCCAAGCAUGAUAAUUGCAACUCCAAUAAUUAAAAAGCAUAUGCGAAAGGCAUCCAGAAAUAUGAACACAAUUCUUCGUACACCAGUCUUU
Uloborus diversus is the source of this 1003-nucleotide messenger RNA. RefSeq names its product dermonecrotic toxin LrSicTox-alphaIB1-like. NCBI's taxonomy places the organism in Eukaryota, Metazoa, Arthropoda, Arachnida, Araneae, Uloboridae. The transcript is spliced from 3 exons. The record is from RefSeq and is a predicted model, not a curated record. Gene Ontology annotation, biological process: lipid metabolic process. Gene Ontology annotation, molecular function: phosphoric diester hydrolase activity.